AUGUCUUCCUCCGCACAGAUUCCCUUCUCAGAGCCACCAUGGCUGGCGGGCAUGCCAUCACCUUACUACCAGGAAACACACAAAAAGUUCCAGAAAGCAUGUCGGGCGUUCCUCGAAGAACACCUGAUCCCCCAUGCAAUGGACUGGGAACGAGAGGAGACCGUACCCGACCAUCUAUUCGAAACCUUCAAGAAACACAACAUGUUGAUCCCCAAUCUUCCUUCGCCGUUGCCUGUUCAGUGGUUGAAGAAAGUCGGUAUCCAUGAUAUCCUGGGUACCCCCGUUGAAGAGUGGGAUUAUUUCCACACUGCCAUAUACCUAGAUGAGAUGUCGAGGACUGGUCUCGGUGGCCCUGGUGGUUCGAUGACGGCGGGGCAUGCUUUUGGUAUCCCUCCCAUCAUCAAGUUUGGAAACGCCGCUCUUCACGAGAAAUUCCUCCCAGACCUCCUUACAGGCAGAAAACGAGCCUGCAUUGCUAUUACCGAACCAAGCGCAGGCAGUGAUGUUGCCAAUAUUGCGACGACUGCUAAAAAGACCGCAGAUGGCAAACACUAUAUCAUCAAUGGCCAAAAGAAAUGGAUCACAAACGGCUUCUGGUCCGACUACGGAGCCAUGGCCGUACGAACUGGUGGACCGGGCGCAGCUGGUCUAAGUAUGAUCGUAUGCCCGCUGAAGGGACAUCCAGGCGUUGAAAUGCGACGACUCAAAGUCGCCGGACAAGUCAGCGCCGGCACGACGUUCAUCGACCUGGACGAUGUGAAAGUACCCGUGGAAAACCUGAUCGGUGAGGAAGGAAUGGGCAUGCGAUACGUUAUGACCAACUUCAACCACGAACGACUCACCAUCUGCUGCAGCGUGACACGGCAAUCACGCGUCGCCGUAGCCGCGGCAUUCGAGUAUGUGAUGAAGCGCGAAGCCUUUGGGAAAGCCCUGAUCGAGCAGCCCGUGGUGCGGCACCGACUGGCCAAGGCUGGAGCCGAGAUGGAAUCUCUGCAAACCUGGGUCGAUUCAUUUGUCUACUCGAUGACCAAGCUCACCAAGGAGCAAGCCGACGUCAAACUCGGUGGCUUGACUGCCCUGGCUAAGGCCAAGGCCGGCAUGGUGUUCAACGAAUGCGCCCAGACUGCCGUCCUGCUGUUCGGUGGUAACGGAUAUACUCGUACCGGACAGGGUGAGAUCGCGGAGCGUCUCUACAGAGAGGUUCCUGGUGCUCGUAUCCCCGGCGGAAGUGAAGAUGUCAUGCUGGACCUGGCUAUCAGGCAAUUGGUCAAGCACUAUCGCAAUGCUACCAAUGCUCUUCAGGCGCCCAGCGGAAGCAGCAAGCUAUGA
Messenger RNA from Exophiala bonariae, 1329 nucleotides. RefSeq lists its product as uncharacterized. The record is from RefSeq and is a predicted model, not a curated record. NCBI's taxonomy places the organism in Eukaryota, Fungi, Ascomycota, Eurotiomycetes, Chaetothyriales, Herpotrichiellaceae. The coding region runs from base 1 to 1329 and encodes 442 amino acids. The transcript has 3 exons. Gene Ontology annotation, biological process: fatty acid beta-oxidation using acyl-CoA dehydrogenase. Gene Ontology annotation, molecular function: acyl-CoA dehydrogenase activity; flavin adenine dinucleotide binding. Gene Ontology annotation, cellular component: cytoplasm.